Messenger RNA from Cylas formicarius (sweet potato weevil), 2298 nucleotides. RefSeq lists its product as uncharacterized. Bases 162 to 2138 code for a protein of 658 amino acids. The transcript is spliced from 10 exons. NCBI's taxonomy places the organism in Eukaryota, Metazoa, Arthropoda, Insecta, Coleoptera, Brentidae. The record is from RefSeq and is a predicted model, not a curated record.
AAGAGACGUUUGUUAUAUUCUUCGCGCAGGUCGUGCAGGUGCGGUUCAAUUUUCUUUAGGUCGUCGCGCGUAGCUCUUUCGUCGAGUGCUUGGACAGUGUUCGCGUGGUUUGUUUUCUUUUUUUUUUGGGCAGUGCGAGUGACCUACAUAGAGCGAACACCAUGCGUUGGCACUUGCUGGCAGCGGUGGUAUGCGUCGUCACCCUUCACUGUCGGGCCAAUCCUAUCGUAACGAUAAACGCCGAGCCUGAAGAUCACGCGGAUCGGAGUCAAAUCGCUCUAAAAAAUCAAAAUGUCGAAUCUCAACCGGUACAAAUCGAAGGAUCGCGCGAAAAGUCCGAGGUCGCGUCAAACAAAAAACUAGAAAGUGAAACGAGUGAAAAUGAAUCGGAGAUCGAAAACGGUGUAUCGAAAAGUUCUACCGACGGCGAGGAAACAAAACCAAUCAAAAAAGCCACUUCAUUGGAAGAAACUCCCAAGAAGAAACUUGUAAAAGCAAAAGUGACAGGAAGACAGUCGUCGGAUGACGAUGACGAUGACGACGAUGAUGACGAUUUAGAUUUGGGCGUUGAAGAUGAUGAUGAUGACGACGACGACACUGGAGAUGACGACGAUGACGACGACGACGAUGACGAAGGAGGGGAUUAUUUCGAAAGGCUUUUCGACGAUAUCUUGGGAGGAGAGGACGAUGACGAUGAUGACGAUGAUGACGACGACGUCUCUCCCUCUACUGGCGAUCAAGCUACGCUCAAUACCGCUCAACGACCGUCUAAACCAUCAGCAUCUAUUACUCCAGUUGCCGCCUCGGCAGUUCCGGAAGUGCCGGAAUCGGAGGCAUCCCCGGACGAACAACUUAACGCCGCUGAAGAGGCUGAUGGUGAAAGCGAGACUGGUACGGAGGAAACUCAGUUUAGCGAAUCCCUGAUUGAAAAAGACCCCGUCGAGGAGGAAUCGGUACCCAUAGUGCAGAACUCUGUACAGGAUCCCGUUAUAGUAGAUCCGGUACCUGCAAAUGACCCUGACGAUGACGACGAUGACGAUGACGAUGACGACGAUGACGACAUUAGUUUAGACGAUGACGAUGACGAAGACGACGAUGAUGAUGACGACGAAGACGAUGAAGAUGAUGACGACGACGACGAGCCAGAUCUGGCGGAUGUCAUCGAGGCCAAGCGAUCACGUGCCCUGGAGCCCGGUCAGCCGAAAAUGCCAGCAGUAUAUAUCGCCAAGUACAACAGGUUCGUCGACGUUGUGCUCAACAGAAUAAACCGUCUCCUGGGCAAACAGUACGACCCAGUACGAGUCAAGUUGUUAGGCGGCGGAAAGAAAAACAUAGGGAAAAAUAACAAGAAAAACAAAAACCAUAAGAACAAAAAUAAGACAAAGGCCAGAGAAGAGCCGGCGAAAAUGGCACAGCUAAACAAGAUGGUGAACUCGAACUCGCCAGUGGGCCAAUAUAAAUACGAACCUGUCGCAAAUAAUACUGAGACACCUAAGGCUUUGUUGGUCGACAAUAGAGAAUCGGAGUUUGUGUUAGUUUCUAAAGUCGGAACUGUUGCAACAGACAUACCGACCGACCAAAACAAAGAACUGAGGGUCACUCAAUCUACCGCGUCCAAAAAAAAACCAACUGCCAACACCAAAAAGACCACAACGAAGAAAAAAAAUACUACCAAGGCGACUCCCAACAAAGGCCAAAUAAAACAAUCAUCGUCCAACAAACAAAAACCGAGGGCCACUCUCUUCGGUCUGAGCUCUCUUAAACGCGAUGGCGACGUAUCGGUCAACAUGAUGGCGGAUCAUACCACGGUAAAGACCAAUUUCAUUAUGGGACCGCUCACCCUCAGAGUGGAGAGGGAGAUGGCAAAGAGUGGCAAAAAGGUGCUGAGAAGUGCUACGGCUACAACAGCGGAGAUGUAUGGGCGGCUCAACCUCAGAAUCAUUAACGGUGGAGUCGCUACCUUACACUCGAUAAGGGUACUUCAGCCGAAACAGGUUAGAAUUGAUGCCAGUGAUGAUCAUGAUAAAACGAGGGAAUUUAUGUGGAAGAGGAGCCCCCAAAUUGCUACCAUGGUGUCGCAGAAGUUGGCGGCAGCAGCAAGGUCCAUGUUAAAGCCCCCUCCUCAACCUAGACCGUAGCUUUAAGGUUACUAUACAAAUGUGCCUAUUUAGAAUACACCCCAGCGUCAUUACCUAUGAAACGUUGAUACAAUGAAAUCUCUCUCAUUACUUUAGGGCUAGUUGUAGUAUUUAUUUAUUUAUGUAUUUAUUUUAUUUAUUUCACAUAUAAAUGACAAAG